This is a messenger RNA of Marasmius oreades (fairy-ring Marasmius), 981 nucleotides long. RefSeq lists its product as uncharacterized. The record is from RefSeq and is a predicted model, not a curated record. Bases 1 to 981 code for a protein of 326 amino acids. NCBI's taxonomy places the organism in Eukaryota, Fungi, Basidiomycota, Agaricomycetes, Agaricales, Marasmiaceae. The transcript is spliced from 3 exons.
AUGACCCAAAUUACGUCUCUUCGAACCGUUGACACUCGCAUGCACCCUUUAUUCUUCAGCUCCUUCGACGUCAAGGACUGUUGGGACGAGAUGGGCCCGGUCGUCACCACGAACCUCCGUCUAACCAUUCAACAAUGUACCAAACCGGACACUCAGGAACGUCGCAAGGCUUUGUACAUGCAUGAAAAUCCGCACGGGAAUCUCUUCACGCUCACUUUAGGACUUUGUGAAGCUGAGCGUGUCGGCUCCAUCGUCCGCAUCCUUCAGUUUUUGUGUAUCAUCGAUGAUGUUCUAGAAGUCCUUCCUCAUGGGGAUGCUUUGGUGGAGCAUGAUAUCCUCUGCGACGGUCUUCGCGGGUUUUCGAACGCCUGUACACCAAAUACCCGCCCCGAGUGGAUCAAGUUCCUCCAGGACGUCAAGGCUGAGGUGAUCGCGGUAGAUCCCAUCCGCGGUCCAGCUCUAUUCUUGACGUUUGAGGAGAGCCUUCGCAUUCGUGAUAGUAGCGACGUCGAAUUCGAAGCUAUUAAACAGUACUUGCCCUACCGACUCAUCAAUUUUGACUACGAAUUGGUGGCUAAUCUCAUCCUUUGGGCGAUGGACGUCGACCUUUCUCCCGAAGAGGCCGAUUCGGAACUGCUCCAUGAUUUCAAGUACUCAAUCGGAGUCAUCGUGGGGCUGAUCAAUGACUAUUACUCUUGGGAGAGAGAGAAACGUCAACAACAGGAUUCGGACCGUAUCAGGAACGGUGUGGCUGUUCUCAUGAAACAGCACAACCUUUCAGAUCAAGACGCGAAAGCCGCUGUCAAAAAAAUGAUUAUUGAAGAAGAACUGAAAAUUCAUACGAUGCUGGAAAAUCCCCAGUUGGAAAUUUCGACUGCUUUGAAGCGAUUUCUCGACGGAUUGAGGAUGUUCGCUGGCGGGUAUAGUUUCUGGUGUGCAACGUGCCCGAGAUACCAAAAGCCCGAGGGUGACUCUGAUUAA